This is a messenger RNA of Lachancea nothofagi CBS 11611, 792 nucleotides long. Lineage: Eukaryota; Fungi; Ascomycota; Saccharomycetes; Saccharomycetales; Saccharomycetaceae. The record is from the annotation of a GenBank genome assembly.
AUGAACUCUCACGCUACUCACAACCACGGCAGUAUCUCUUCCAGAACCACCCAGACUUCGUCGGUUUUCUCUGCAGAGGAAGACGACUACGACGCAAGAAUCAAAGAGAUCGAGGCAUACUAUAUCCGCACUUUGCUGGACGAAGAGCUGCCAGCGCUGCCCCAUGAGUACAGUAAACAGCGCCAGGCGCCUCCAGCGGUUGCUGCCGUCAACACCUACGACCUGGAGAAACUUCGGCUAGCAUUUGCCUCGUCCCAGCAGCAGCUAGAGGUCGAGAUUAAUCCACACUACAUGCCUGCAACCGGAGUGUUGCCGCUCACCAGUGAGAACUUGAAGCUUUUACAGAACCCCAAACUGGCGCCUCAACGACCAGAAUGCUUGGCGCCAGCACCAGAACCCACGCCAUCAGCAUCAGCACCAGUGAAUUCCAACACUACCUCUACGAAUACCUCUCAACAGAAUGAAGGCCACGAAAAAUGCAACAAGGUACUUUACAAGACGGAGCUUUGCGAGUCCUUUUCCACUAAGGGCCUCUGCAAAUAUGGGCCCAAUUGCCAGUUUGCACAUGGACUUCAGGAACUGAAGUUUAAAGAACGCAACAACAAAUUUAGAACAAAACCUUGUGCCAACUGGAUGAGAACCGGUUCUUGCCCAUACGGCCAAAGAUGCUGCUUUAAGCACGGCAACGACAGCGAUAUUAAAGUGUACUUGCGGGCAGGUCACAAUCAAGAAAAUAUGUCGCGUAGAAACCAUCACGCCAACGUUCAAGUACUGCAAAGAAUGGCCUGGUAA